CCAAAAGACUAAAGAAAAGGGACAAUGAGCUGGACACACACACACACACAUCGGAGGAGAUAAGCUAUCUUCGUCUCAGUUACUAAGAGAACUCUUGAGGGGAGCAUUGUGCAGCUACUGAUCUCUCAGUGAAGGAACAGACGCAGCAUGCACACACUCUCUCUCCUCCUCAUCCUCCACCUUCUGAAGCCAGGCGUGUGUGAGUCCUGUUCCCUGGUGGUCAGUCCUGCUGGGCUGGUGGUGAAGUAUGGAGCCCCUGCUUCGGCCAACUGCACCUCCGAUACGGUCACCUCUAUGGGCUGGGAGCCGAGCCUAGGAGAAUCUCAGCUCUUUGGCACUGAGGUGAAAGAGCUGACUUGGAGAGUAGACAGCCUGACUGACUGGAAUAUAAAGCCUCAAUGCUUUGAGAUCUCUGAGGUGGGAGGCCAUUGUGCCAGAGGGCUGAAAGUUACUGUUUACAAGCUUCCAGACAGAGUCUCCAUCAGAUAUUUAAACCACUCUGGUCCCGUGGUUGAGGGGCAUCAGUACUCUCUGCAUUGUCUUGUCCAGAACAUCGCUCCUAUUGAGCACCUCAGAGUGACCUUCUUCAAAGUCUCUACCAAUGGUGAACGGACAGUGUUAUACACACAACCACUGAACAACGACAUUCACCAAUUAAACAAUGACAUGAGGCAACCGGUGAACGAGCUAUUCCCUGCAGUUCUCCCCACUAGUGUUGACGACGGGGCCCAGUGGUUUUGUUCAGCCAUGUUGGAUCUGGGACCAGAGGGACCCCGACCUCCUGCUGUGAUGGAAUCAGAGCGCCUCAACACCACUGUGCACUGUGAGUCGGUCUGGUGA
Messenger RNA from Oncorhynchus gorbuscha (pink salmon), 840 nucleotides. RefSeq lists its product as uncharacterized. The transcript has 3 exons. Lineage: Eukaryota; Metazoa; Chordata; Actinopteri; Salmoniformes; Salmonidae. The coding region runs from base 148 to 840 and encodes 230 amino acids. The record is from RefSeq and is a predicted model, not a curated record. Gene Ontology annotation, molecular function: integrin binding. Gene Ontology annotation, biological process: cell adhesion.